AUGUCCACCAGCAGUUGUAGUUUCAAAGACCGGUGCGUGUCAAUCCUGUGUUGCAAAUUCUGUAAACAAGUGCUCAGCUCUAGGGGAAUGAAGGCUGUCUUGCUGGCUGAUACUGAAAUAGAUCUUUUCUCUACAGACAUCCCUCCUACCAAUGCAGUAGACUUCAUUGGACGAUGCUAUUUCACUGAAAUCUGCAAGUGUAAACUGAAGGACAUCGCAUGUUUAAAAUGUGGGAACAUUGUAGGUUAUCAUGUGAUAGUUCCAUGUUGUUCCUGCCUUCUUUCCUGCAACAACGGACACUUCUGGAUGUUUCACAGCCAGGCAGUUUAUGAUAUUAACAGACUAGACUCUACCGGUGCAAACUUCCUACUUUGGGGCAACUUGCCAGAGAUAGAAGAGAAUACAGAUGAAGACGUGUUAGAUAUCUCAGCAGAGGAGUGUAUUAGAUGAAUGGAAUUAUGAAAUAUAUGAUAUUCAAACUUUUUCCUACUUAACAUAUAUAUUAAUAGAUCAACUUUAAAAUUGUUAGUAAGGAUUUGCCAGUGAUUUCUUUCUUUGGAAAACAAAAAUGGGGCAUUUGUUGAUUUAUUUAUUUGCUGUCUCAAAUUAAUUACCUGAGUUUAAUUUGAGCCAAUGUAGUUCUUUUCUUUUACUUCUACUUCUUCCUCUCUCUCCGUCCCUCUGCCCAGUAUAGAUAUUCU
Molecule: messenger RNA, 701 nt
Organism: Ceratotherium simum simum (southern white rhinoceros)
Lineage: Eukaryota; Metazoa; Chordata; Mammalia; Perissodactyla; Rhinocerotidae
Source: RefSeq, a predicted model, not a curated record